Molecule: messenger RNA, 860 nt
Organism: Castor canadensis (American beaver)
Lineage: Eukaryota; Metazoa; Chordata; Mammalia; Rodentia; Castoridae
Source: RefSeq, a predicted model, not a curated record
AUGGCUUUGCACCUCUCUCCAUCAUAUCCAUCAGCACUAUUCAUCUGCAUACUUGUACGCCCUCCCCCGCCACCUCCACAUAUUCGUGUGAAUGAAAAGGAUGUACUAAUUAGCAAAUCUUCCAUCAACUUUACUGUCAACUGCAGCUGGUUCAGUGACACCAACGGAGCUGUGAAAUACUUCACAGUGGUGGUGAGAGAGGCUGAUGGCAGUGAUGAGCUGAAGCCAGAACAGCAGCACCCUCUCCCUUCCUACCUGGAAUACAGGCAGAACGCCUCCAUUCGUGUGUACCAGACCAAUUACUUUGCCAGCAAAUGUGCUGAAAGUCCUGACAGCAACUCUAAGAGUUUUAAUAUUAAGCUUGGAGCAGAGAUGGACAGCCUAGGUGGAAAAUGCGAUCCCAGUCAGCAAAAAUUCUGUGAUGGACCACUGAAGCCACACACUGCCUACAGAAUCAGCAUUCGGGCUUUUACUCAGCUGUUUGAUGAGGACCUGAAGGAAUUCACAAAGCCACUGUAUUCAGACACAUUUUUCUCUUUGCCUAUCACCACUGAGUCAGGUAAGGCUAACCUUUCCUUCCUCUCACAUGUUCGCCCAGAUACCAGGCUAAACCCAACGGUGGGGGGGAACAUUUAUCUUCAUUUGGAACUUAAUCUUGAUGUGAUCAUGGAUUGAUGUGGAUUAGAGAGAUUGUACCACUUUUGUAGCAGAACAGACUGAAAGAAGAUUAAUCUAGAAAAGAAAGGAGGAAGUACAAGUUUUUUUUGCUAUUAAAAAUGAAUUUUUUAAACUGUAACAAACAUUAAAAUCAAAAGGUUACAUAGAGCAAGAUAUAAGUUGGUACAAAAAGCUUUCAGUUA